This is a messenger RNA of Onthophagus taurus, 1218 nucleotides long. Its product is annotated as programmed cell death protein 7. The record is from RefSeq and is a predicted model, not a curated record. Lineage: Eukaryota; Metazoa; Arthropoda; Insecta; Coleoptera; Scarabaeidae. Gene Ontology annotation, cellular component: U12-type spliceosomal complex.
AUGUCGAAUUAUUACGAUUUUGUUAACCCAACGGCGAAUACAUUCCAUUCGCUCGAUCCGCGUUUAAAUUAUAAUUUAAAUAAUCAAACUAAUAAGGACUCGCUUCUACAUUUUGCCGAAAGUCAAAAUUUUGAUUUAACUUUACCAUUAAAAGAAAUCGUUGAUCAAAAAACCGACGAUGAAUUAUUCAUCGAAACUUGGCUAUCGAAAAUAGGAAAAAUCCAAAUCAAUUUAGAUUCAACAAUAAACAUCACACAAACACAACCAAAAAAAGUAUCACAACCUCUUAUUAAAUCUCCCAUUAAAAUAAGCUCAGCAAAGCAAUCGUUAAAGAAGUGUUUGGAGAUCAUCGCAAAGCUUGAAGAAACCCAACUUGAAUUAAAAUCAAAUGUUGAAACAAUGUCGACAAACGAUUGGAAACGAAAAACUGUUGAAAUUGGAAACUUAAAGCACGAAUUUACCACAUUAAUGGCACAAUUUGAAACUCAUUCUUUAAAACAAUUAAAACGGAUUGUUUCUAAACGCUCUAAAAAACGUUUAGCACAAAAAUCACGAAAAGCUAAUAAAAAAUUGGAAAGAAAUUUGAGGUUAGAAAACCACCGGAAAGCUCAUAAAGAGAUUGACGAUUGGUUGGAAAACAUGAAAGACACAGUCGAACGUGCUAAAGCUGAAGAAAACAUGAAAAAGGAUGCAGAUUGUGUUUUAGCUGAAGUGACUAAAAAGAAAUCGGAUGCUCGAAAACAACUCUCAUUAAUUUCCGCUUUGAUUAAAUUAAGAAUGGUUCGUGAAAAUAUUUGUACACAACGCGGUGAGAAAACUUCCCUUGAAGAUAAAUCUGCUUUUAAUAUUACAACGGAACGCUUAACGAAUAUGUGGGAGGACAUGUCGAAGGUUUACGCAAAAGAAGAACAAGGAUUGAAGGUUAUGUUAGAAAAAAAUGCUUCUGGUGAUCAAUUAAAUGGUCUAAAACGGAGUGAUCAGUUAAUUCGCGAUUGGGAACGAUGCAUUUUUGGACCUAAAUUUGUUCCAAAUCAAGCGUAUUAUGGAUUAACUUCAGCCGAAAAGAACAUGGAAACGUUUAUUGCUAUACGAAAAAGUUGGGACACUUUUCUUGAUAGAAGUAGUGAGGGUGAGGGUGCAAAAAUUCCAAUCGGUUGGGUUUUACCAAAUGAAAACGCUCUGGAUGGAUGGACCAAAUAUUUGUGUGAAGGAAUUUAA